AUGAGAGUCUCCAAAGUUCUAGUGGUGGUUGGCAUUACGGGGAACCAAGGCUCCUCUGUCGCAAACGCCUUUCUCAGUCUCGAUGGCUGGCAUAUCCGAGGCAUCACCCGAAACCUGUCUUCUCCCGCCGCCCAGCAAUGGAUUUCGAAGGGCGUCGAGCUUGUGAAAGCUGAUCUUGAUAAUAUUGCUUCCCUUGAGAAUGCCUUCCGCGGUGCCUCUGCUAUAUUUGCAGUCACAGACAUCUACAACCACUUCUUCAACGUUGCCAACAUCUCCAAAGCACUUGAAGUUGGAAUAUCCGUUAACGAAUACGCCUGCAAACUUGAGACGACGCAGGGCAUGAACAUAGCACUGGCUGCUAACUCUCCUGCUGUCUCUCCCACGCUUACGCACUUUGUCUACAGCAGUCUAAGCGAUACCAAACGCUGGUCGAAACGCAAAUACACUUGGAACUUCCACUUUGAUGGCAAGGCGUUAGUGGUGAAACGCAUUCUGGAAGAAUUGCCAGACCUUGCUGCCAAAUUGAGUACUGUUCAGGUCGGAAUGUACGCAAGCAACUGGAAGGGGGGUCUUGGGCGGCCUCAAAAGCAGGAAGACGGGUCAUUUGUUGUGCAAAUCCCUGAGGGGCCAGAAGUCAAGCUCCCAUGGAUCGUCGCGGAUCGAGACACUGGUGUUUACGUGAAAGCCUUGCUCGAGAAUAGCCCAGAAAAGCAUACUCUUGCAUACUCCGAGAUGGCCACAUGGCGUGAAUUCUGGACGCUGUGGGCUGAGGUUCAAAAUGUCAAGGUUGGAUUCAAAGUGGUUGCCUUGGACGAAUUUUUCAAAUCACUGCCGCCGAUUUUAUGGAGAGAAUUUCAGGAAUCUUUGAUGUAUAUCAUGGAGUUUGGGUAUACAGGUGGGGAUCCCGAGGUAUGCUGCACACUACAGGACUUAUCGCCCGAGGCUAAGACGACCAGUCUGAGGGAGUACAUGUGUAGUGAGAACUGGUCAAUUCUUGAGUCAUGUUAA
This is a messenger RNA of Penicillium antarcticum, 1008 nucleotides long. RefSeq names its product NmrA/HSCARG family protein. Lineage: Eukaryota; Fungi; Ascomycota; Eurotiomycetes; Eurotiales; Aspergillaceae. The transcript has a single exon. The record is from RefSeq and is a predicted model, not a curated record. The coding region runs from base 1 to 1008 and encodes 335 amino acids.